AUGGCGUACCAGGUCGGGCAGGGCUACAGCGAACAUAAUCCAAUUCCAACGAUCCAACGUUAUGAAGCGGACGUAAGGGCACGAGAAGACUCGAUGUCUCCUGAGCCAAUGUCACCUUCUCGCUUCUCUUACGACUCGAACAAGGAUCUGCCAAGGACUCCCCCGGACGAGGAGCCUGCAAGUGCUCCCAACGAGGCAGGCGUCGGCCACAUGGAUGGCGCUCAUUCAGGCGAAGGUGUCCCUGUUGGCGAAGAAGACCAUGUCAAAAAGUCUGAAAAACAAGCUGUUAUGGAUCGUAUGCAAGGUCCAAAGGAGAAGCCUACCGACAAGGUUGCAAAGAAACGUGGAACUCGAACAGUGAAAGAUCCCACCACGGGACAAAUGGUAACUAUCAAAGAUGCCGACUUCAAAGAUUACCCAAACCAAUCCGAGCUCGACCCCAUGGGCGAAGAAGGUGGUCCAGCCACUCAGCCAGUUGGUGGACGCGAUUUCAAGUCUCAUAUCCCAAAGCAGCUUCGAACUAACAAGACAGCGCCAAAUCCUGCUCGUCCUGGUAACAUUUCCUUACAGCCUUAUCCCCCCAGCACUCCUCCCCACAUGGCGAAUGUUCUAGCCAAGUUUGACCACCUUCAAAUCGCUAUUGUUGUAUCGGGUAUCAUUCUCUGGUUCUUCAAUGCCUUUGGUCGAGGAUUCUUCGGUUUCAUGUUCGCUCGACGCUUAUCGGCGCUUCUACGUUUGGUCUCGCAACUCUUGCAUCGCUUUCCCAGCGCUCUCUCGAGAAGGAAAUUGAACGCUGUCGAGUGGCUCAAUGCAUUUAUCAAGACCAUUUGGGGCUUGAUUAAUCCCGAGAUGUUCGUCAGCGUCGCCGAUAUGAUCGAGGAUAUUAUGCAGCAAUCCCUUCCUGGUUUCGUCGACGCUGUGAGGAUUUCCGACAUUGGCCAAGGCACCAACCCAUUCCGUAUCGUUUCUAUGCGUGCGCUCCCGGAUCAGCCUGGAGAUAAAGAGUACCCUCGUGAGGAAUGGAUCGAUCAAGGCACCAAUGAGCUCAUGGAUCGCGCUGAAGCCGAGCGCAAGGCUGGACGAGAUGCCGACCAGGCCGGAGACUAUGUCAACUUUGAAGUUGCGUUUGCGUACGCUGCUCUCCCGGGCCAAGGUGGUGAUUUGAGGAGCAAAAACAUCCACUUGUUGAUCGAGUUCUUCCUGGGACUAUACGACUGGUUGCAUAUUCCUAUCCCGAUCUGGAUCCAGGUUGAAAAUAUUGUUGGGACAGUUCGGUUGAGGAUUCAGUUUAUUCCCGAGCCGCCAUUCGUCCGUAAUCUGACUUUCACUCUCAUGGGUGUUCCUGGAGUCGAAGUCUCUGCUAUCCCAAUGAGCAAGGUUUUGCCCAACGUUCUUGACUUGCCGUUGGUCGCGAGAUUCGUCAAGAUGGCCAUUGCAGCCGGAACUGCUGAGUUUGUCGCUCCCAAGAGCAUGACUCUGAAUAUACAAGAAAUGUUGAGCGGCGCCGCGAUUGGCGAUACGCUUGCUGCGGGAGUGUUCCUCAUUACGAUCCACCACGCCGAGAAUCUUUCUGCCCAAGACCGCAAUGGACGCUCCGACCCAUAUAUCGUACUAGCGUAUGCCAAGUUCGGGAAGCCUCUUUACUCCACCCGGAUAGUACUUGGAGACCUGAACCCAGUCUACGAAGAGACCGCCGCUCUCCUGUUAAGCCAAGACGAAAUCAAGGCCGAGGAAGAUCUUUCUGUGAUGCUCUGGGAUAGCGAUAAGCGCAGCGCCGAUGAUCUUAUCGGCCGCGUUCAAAUUCCUGUUAAACAGCUCAUGAGCAAGCCUAACGAGGUUAUCCGUCGUACCGAUAAACUUGUAGGAUUCGAAGACGCUACUGAUAUGCAAGGCACACUGCAUUGGUCCAUUGGUUACUUCCCCAAGGUGCCACUCAACAAGGAGCUCGAACGUGCAGAAGAGAACCCACCACCACCUUCCAAGACCGCGCCCGAAAUGGAAAUGCUCCCGAACGAUAAAGCCCCUAAUCCCGCUAGACGCGACCUUCCUCCACCUCCCCCAGACGUAUCUCGCACUCCACCGGACCCAGCUUACCCAUCUGGUAUCCUCAAAGUGGUCAUUCACCAGAUCAACAAUCUCGAGCGUCAGAACUUGUUUGGAACAACUGGCAAAGAGCGAGAAGGCCAGGCUGGGCAGGACACUGACGAGCCAAGCGAGCAGGGUAGCAACUUACCGAGUGGAUAUUGCGAGUUGAUUGUUAACGAUGAUAUGAUCUACAAGACUCGAGUCAAACAAUAUACUACACAACCGUUCUUUGAGGCCGGGACAGAGACGUUUAUUCGUGACUGGCAAAAUACAGUCGUCCGAGUUGUGGUCCGUGAUGCUAGGCUACGAGAGCGCGACCCCAUUCUGGGCAUUGUCAACCUGAAUUUGAAAGAUCUCCUCAAGGAUGCGUCCGAGGUGACCAGGAUGUUCUCGUUGCAGGAGGGUAUAGGUUUCGGUCGCAUGAAUAUGUCUAUUCUCUUCAAGGGUGUUGACGCCAAGCUUCCGCGCAACAUGCUCGGCUGGGACACCGGCACUGUCGAGCUCCUUUCCGAUAUUACAAUCACACCCGAACCCAAUGCCAACGGUCGCAUCCCAUCGAAGCCAACUAGGCUCCGCGUCUCUACCACAGAUAGUACUGAAGUCAUUGCUCCUAAAUCAGCUACACUCUCCGAUGGAGUUGUCUCGUACAAUAUCGAGAAGCUCCGCCUCCCCGUAUACAGCCGAUACGCUUCGAGCUGUGUAUUCGAGUUUGGUGGAGGAGGUAUCAUGGGCGGGGCCCCCGAUGCCCUUGCGGUGCUUUGGCUGAAGGACCUUGUCGACGAGGAAGAGACUGAUGUUCGCAUCCCCGUAGUCAUCGGGAAGGACCUGAGACAGUUGAGGCAGAACGUUUUGAAUGAACAGACGAAGAAAACGCAUGAAUAUGAGAUUGUCGGUUGGCUGACGGUACGGAUGAGAUUGGAUGAGGGUUUGGAUGAGGACCAUGAAAAACAUGCAGCUAGUCAAGCCCGUCGUCAUGCUUUCGAAGCCUACGACCACGUCGAAGGCGAGGCCCUCAUUGCAGAGCGAAAUGCCCACUUUGCCGAUGACGGUGUAAUUGACAAGCGUGAAAAGAAGGAGCUUGAUGCUGCUCACAAGCGACAGCUUCAUAACCGUCAACGUGGCAUCGCUGGAUAUAGGCCAUAUCGAACGGCCCAGUGGAUGAAGCAGGGCAUCAAGAGACGCCUUAUGCCCAAGAAGAGUUCGUCAAAGCGUGAACCUACUGUUAACUCGGAAGCUUAA
This is a messenger RNA of Rhizoctonia solani, 3324 nucleotides long. RefSeq names its product C2 domain-containing protein. The transcript has 20 exons. Bases 1 to 3324 code for a protein of 1107 amino acids. Gene Ontology annotation, molecular function: lipid binding. The record is from RefSeq and is a predicted model, not a curated record. NCBI's taxonomy places the organism in Eukaryota, Fungi, Basidiomycota, Agaricomycetes, Cantharellales, Ceratobasidiaceae.